Argentina anserina (silverweed cinquefoil) is the source of this 2524-nucleotide messenger RNA. RefSeq names its product exocyst complex component EXO84C. Gene Ontology annotation, cellular component: exocyst. Bases 19 to 2337 code for a protein of 772 amino acids. The transcript has 7 exons. The record is from RefSeq and is a predicted model, not a curated record. Gene Ontology annotation, biological process: Golgi to plasma membrane transport; intracellular protein localization; exocytosis. NCBI's taxonomy places the organism in Eukaryota, Viridiplantae, Streptophyta, Magnoliopsida, Rosales, Rosaceae.
GAGAACAGAGGUGAAGCAAUGGAGAGCAGCGAAGAAGAAGAGGACUUCCCAUCACUAGAGAGCAUCACUCCCCAGUCCAAAGUCGACUCUCUUUACCAAUCCCACACCGAAAAGGGAAUUAGAAAGCUAUGUUGCGAGCUGCUGGAUUUAAAGGAGGCGGUGGAGAACUUGUGUGGAAAUAUGCGGACCAAAUACCUGGCUUUUCUGAGAAUAUCUGAGGAGGCUGUUGAAAUGGAGCAUGAGUUGGUUGAGCUCCGAAAGCACAUUUCAUCUCAAGGGCUUCUUGUUCAGGAUUUGAUGACCGGUGUAUUCCGUGAAUUGGAAGGAUGGAAUCAAUCUAAUACUGAUGAGAUUUUAGAGUUUCAUGAACUUCAGGAUCCCUUACCAAUUGAAGAAGAUGAUCACAAGAUAUUUCUGGACAAAAUUGAUGUUCUCUUAGCUGAACAUAAAGUGGAAGAAGCAUUAGAGGUUUUAGAUGCUGAGGAGAGAAACUCUCCCGAUCUGAAGAAUUCAGCAGAUUCUUCAUCAACUCAAGGAUCAAUUUACAGAUCGGAUUUCUUAAAAAGGAAAGCAGUGCUUGAGGAUCAGCUAGUAGAGAUUACUAAACAACCUUUUAUAAGUUUUGUUGAGCUGCAAAAGGCUUUAACUGGGUUAAUGAAGCUUGGAAAAGGUCCUUUAGCACAUCAAUUACUGCUGAAAUUUUAUGGGUCCCGUCUUCAAAAAAGCAUUGAGGCUCUCUUUCCGUCUUGCUCUGUGUGCCCGAAGACGUAUCCAGCAACAUUAUCCAAGCUCGUAUUUACUAUAAUUUCAUCAGCAACCCUGAAAUCUGGUUUAAUUUUUGGUGAUAAUCCUGUGUAUACAAAUCGAGUCGUUCAGUGGGCAGAGUGGGAAAUUGAAUAUUUUGUACGGUCAGUGAAAGAUAAUGCACCAUCGUCUGAAACAGCUUCUGCUUUAGCCGCAGCUAGCAUUUGUGUUCAGGCUAGUCUCAGCUACUCCUCAGUGCUGGAGAAGCAAGGUCUGAAAUUGUCAAAAUUAAUUUUGGUGCUGUUGCGGCCUUUCAUUGAUGAAGUUUUAGAAUUGAACUUUAGACGGGCUAGAAAAUUUGUUCUUGACUUGGUGGUAGCUGAUGAGUGCAUGUCAUUCUCACCUCGCUUCGCACCUCCAUUGUCUGCAUUUACAACAUCAUCAGAGGGCGUUCUUGUCGAUAGCGGGAUAAGAUUUAUGUGCAUUGUUGAAGAUAUAUUGGAACAGUUGACCCCUAUGAUCAUUUUGCAUUUCGGGGGAAACAUAUUGAGCAGGAUUGGAACUCUUUUUGAUAAAUACAUGGAUGCCCUAAUCAAAGCCCUGCCAGAAUCAUCUGAUGAUGACACUCUUACAGAACUCAAGGAGUUUGUACCCUUUAGAGCUGAAACAGAUUCAGAACAGCUUGCUAUUUUGGGAGUUGCAUUUACCAUUGUGGAUGAAUUACUACCGAAUGCUGUAAUGAUCCUCUGGAAGCUGCAGAGUGAAAAUGUGGAACCAAAAAGUGGACCUGCUGAGAAUGUCUUGUCUAGUCCAAGCACUUCUACAGAGUUCAAGGAGUGGAAACGCCAUCUUCAGCAUUCGUUUGACAAGCUAAGAGACCAUUUCUGCCGGCAAUAUGUCUUGAGUUUUAUUUAUUCAAGAGAAGGAAAAACACGAUUGGAUGCACAGAUAUAUCUAAGUGAGAACGGGGAUGAUUUGCAUUGGGACUCUGACCCUUUGCCUUCGCUUCCAUUUCAGGCACUAUUUGCAAAGCUGCAGCAAUUAGCAACUGUAGCAGGAGAUGUAUUACUUGGAAAAGAGAAAAUACAGAAAAUUUUACUUGCUAGGCUCACAGAAACUGUUCUAAUGUGGUUGUCUGAUGAACAAGAGUUUUGGAGUGUCUUUGAGAAUGAUACAUGUCCGCUUCAGCCAUUUGGGUUGCAGCAGCUUAUUCUUGACAUGCACUUCACUGUGGAAAUUGCACGGUUUGCUGGUUACCCAUCACGGCAUGUCCACCAAAUUGCAUCAGCCAUCAUUGCUCGUGCUAUUAGAGCCUUUUCUGCUAAAGGGAUUGAACCACAAAUUGCACUUCCGGAGGAUGAGUGGUUUGUUGAAACUGCAAAGUCAUCAAUAAACAAGCUACUUCUGGGAACCGAAGGGUCAGAUAUGUCUGAAGCUGACCAAGAUCACAUCAAUCUGCACGGCCAUAUCAUGGAAUCAGAUGAUGAUGAGGAUGAUGAUUCUGACUCUUCCCUCUCAUCACUAGAGUCUACUGAGUCUUUUGCUUCUGCAAGUAUGGGUGAACUUGAUAGUCCAAGGAAUUCUGAUGAUUAGAGCGCUUAAAUUCCUGAGUCAGCAAUCCAGACCAUAAUGAAAAGAAAGGAGUUCCAUUCUGUAGAAUAUAUAUCUACUAUUGAAAUCAAUCUCAAAAGUUCGUGUAUUAAUGAAUGAAAAUUGUACUAUUGUUUUGAAAAACCAUUCCUCCCCAUCUCCUAGUCUAAUCCAUUAUUAGUUGGUCAUG